Corticium candelabrum is the source of this 1182-nucleotide messenger RNA. RefSeq names its product transcription initiation factor TFIID subunit 8-like. Gene Ontology annotation, biological process: transcription initiation at RNA polymerase II promoter. The coding region runs from base 44 to 865 and encodes 273 amino acids. NCBI's taxonomy places the organism in Eukaryota, Metazoa, Porifera, Homoscleromorpha, Homosclerophorida, Plakinidae. Gene Ontology annotation, molecular function: protein heterodimerization activity. Gene Ontology annotation, cellular component: transcription factor TFIID complex. The record is from RefSeq and is a predicted model, not a curated record. The transcript has 7 exons.
ACGAUUUAACGCUGCGGUGGGGUCUGGCUACGCGAGACUAGAGAUGAACGAGGUGUACGACUCGAAGCGUCGUGCGCUGUACGUGGCUGUAGCAGCGCUGUGCACUGAGGUCGGUUACACGGAUGCUGAAAAACCGGCGUUGGAGUCUUUAGUGGAGAUGAUGCAGAGCUUCGUGACGGAGGCCGGUCGCAGUGCGCAUCAGUUUACUGAGGUGUCGUCGAGAGCGCGAGGAAAUUUCACUGAUGUGAGGAUGGCGCUGAUAGAAAUGGGUACCGAUCUGAGCAAACUGAAAGCUCAUUCGCAGAGAGCCAGAAGAAUGCAAGUCAAUAAACAGGGUUCGGUUCAUGUUCCUCCCUCACCUGCUGGACUGCAAGUUGGCAAGAAAAAGUCUCUACCUGAUCAUGUGCCUCAACAUUUUUUACCAUUUCCUGAUCCACACACGUUUGUAAAGACACCCGCUUACAAAAAGCCACAGAGCGACUACAAAGUUCUUCGAGAGAAGUCUGCCAUGUACAAAAGACAUAUCGAGCAGGGACUGUCGAGAUUUGCAACGAGAACUAAACAAUCAGUGCCUCUCACGUCGACUGGCAGUCUGUCGUCUUUUACUAUGUUGCCUGAAGUGAGUUUGCAGCCAUACAAGAGUGUGCUUAUGAGUGAGCGAGAGAAAGGGCCAAUGCCAGUGCUGGACGAGUGUGGUGAUGACACAGACGGUAGAGAACAAAUGGAUACUCAAGAUGCUGAUAGAGGAAAUGAGCACAUGGCUGCCGAAUGGAACAUCAGUUUGGAUGAUGAUGACAGUAGUGGACAGCGAGAUUAUGUCACUAAUCCAUACUUGCAGCUGCCAAAAAGAUCAAGGACCCAGUGAGGUGUUCACAUAUUCUAUAGUAAGAUGCAGAACUUCAAACCAAGAUGAUAACAAAUUUUUUCGUGUAUUAAUAAAUUAAGUAAAUAGAUAGCAUAAGUAUAAUAUCAUUGCUAUUGUGUAGACCUAAUUUGUAAUUGUAAUGAUGCAACUGACUCACAUGCUGAGACAACAUUUUCAUAGUGUUCCAGCUCUAACUGAAACUGGGCAGCUGAAGGGGCAUUUGAUGUACACAGAGCUGAUACGGGUCUCAUUCUAAGCUUUCGUUUUCCUUUAUUCAGUUAUGUCCACCUCUGGUUGAUGGGGUUUAUAGUAUAUAU